AUGAAUCUCUUGUAUUUAGCGUCUGGGUGUUCAUUUAAAGAUCUUCAUUAUUUCUAUCGAAUCGGUAUUUCAACAAUAAGCUACAUUGUAAGAGAAGUAACAUCAAAUAUAUGGGCCAAUCUACAUAACAAAUUAAUGCAAUUACCAACUACAUCUACGGCCUGGGAACAAAUAUCGAAUGGUUUUCAAUCAAGGGCCAAUUUUCCACACUGUAUUGGUGCUGUUGAUGGAAAACACAUAAGAGUAAAAAUGCCUUCAAAUAGUGGAUCGAUGUAUUUCAACUACAAGGACUAUUUUUCAAUUAUAUUAUUAGCCGUCGUAGAUUCAGAAUACCGGUUUAUAUAUGUGAGUGUCGGAUCAUAUGGAAAAGACUGUGAUUCUUCAAUUUUUAAGGGAACAACAUUUUGGAAAAAGUUGACAGAAAAUGCAUUGCACAUACCUAUACCAAGACCUUUAAGUGAACAUUCAAACACAAAUGUUCCUUUCGUGAUUAUUGGAGACGAAGGUUUUGCAUUAAAUGACAAUUUAUUAAGACCUUAUGGAGGGACACAUUUAGAUAAGGUUAAACGUGUAUUUAACUAUCGAUUAACUAGAGCCAGGAGAUAUGUCCUGUCAAACAAAUGGCGAAUAUUUCAUAGACCUUGGGACGUAAAUGUGGAAACAGCUAUCUGGGUAGUAAAAGCAUGCACAGUAUUACAUAAUUUUGUCAGACAAAAAGAUGGAUUUGAUUUUCAAAGUGACCAGAUAGAACCAGAAAUAAACUGUUUUCCUAAUAUAUUAAACGCACAAUCAAUCAGAGGAGGCAGUUCUGCAAAUUCAAUCAGAGCAACAUUUGCUGAAUAUUUUGUUUCUGAAGUUGGAUCAGUUCCUUGGCAAGAUGAAUCUAUAGGAUUUUAA
This is a messenger RNA of Acyrthosiphon pisum (pea aphid), 897 nucleotides long. RefSeq names its product protein ALP1-like. The transcript is spliced from 2 exons. The record is from RefSeq and is a predicted model, not a curated record. Lineage: Eukaryota; Metazoa; Arthropoda; Insecta; Hemiptera; Aphididae. The coding region runs from base 1 to 897 and encodes 298 amino acids.